UUGCUGAAGUGAAUAGAAAAAAAAUUAAAAACGGAAUAACAAAAAGAUAAAUGAGUAAAUAACGGAGAUAGAAAUAUGGAAGUGAAAUAAAAAGUGCAAGGACAGGGACAAAUUAUUCAUCGCCUCUACGGACUGCAUCCCCUUCCGGUGCAAUUCGUUCACUUUCGUUUUACUAUUUCCUGAUUCAUGGGACACGGCUAUUCCUAUUGAAAGGCAAUGGCAGGCCUGCUCAACACAACAAUGAUCCUCUUACACGAUGCGUACGAUUACUACCUCUGGACUCUUUCGCUGGCAGACGAAAGAACGCGAGGGUGGCUGCUGGUCGAUUCUCCCGCACCGACUCUCAUGUACACCUUGAUGUACCUCGCCAUAGUUUGGGCAGGACCAAGGAUAAUGAAAGGAAGAAGAGCUUUUAAACUUACGUGGGCCCUUGUGCCUUACAACCUAGCGAUGGCCCUUUUAAACGCUUACAUCGCCGUAGAGUUAUUCGUCGCCUCGACCAGGUUACAAUACAGCUACGUGUGCCAACCUAUAAGACACAUUACGAGGCCGGACGAACUUCAGAUUGCGAAUGCGGUCUGGUGGUACUACUUUAGCAAACUUCUCGAAUUCUGCGACACCUUUUUCUUCAUCCUUCGAAAAAAGGACAACCAAUUAAGCUUCCUUCACGUUUAUCACCACUCGACAAUGUUCUCGCUUUGGUGGAUCGGGAUAAAAUGGGUGCCAAGUGGAUCCACAUUCCUUCCAGCUAUGGUGAAUAGUUUCAUCCACGUUCUGAUGUAUUCCUACUACGGCCUAGCCGCACUGGGUCCAUCGAUCGCAAAAUAUCUUUGGUGGAAAAAGUACCUGACAAUUCUUCAGCUGAUUCAAUUUACCGCAGCUCUAGUCCUCGGGAUAAACGGGAUUCGUUCGGGGUGCGAUUUCCCUCUAUGGAUGCAGUACGCCCUCGUGCUUUACAUGAUGUCAUUCAUAGUUCUAUUUGGAAAUUUCUACGCCAAGGCCUACAUAGCAAAGGGUAAACGAGUGUACGCGGCCAAGAUGGCGGCGAACGCGAAAUUGGCUGCCGCCAGUAAAGGAGCGGAAAGUGCAACGACUGAUAGCAUCGCAAUAAAUGGAAAAUUGCAGAGGAAUGGCUACUGCAACGGUUUGCACGCGAACGGUACAGCGAAUAAGAAAUUGCAGUGAUUGCAGCAGUCGAGCACUGCAACAGAGACAGAAUUAUUUCAAUCUAGUGAUCUAUACGUACUUAUGCAGCUAUAGUGAAAUACGACGCGCUCGAACGAAACCCCUUGAACUGAGGGGAAUUUUUAUUUAUUCUUUGUUUGAAAAGAAAAAAAAAAAAACGAAGGAGACACGCGUCUGAUAAAUAUAAUUAUACUAAUAAUAAUAAUUAUGAUGAUGAUAACUAAAACGAUGAACAUUUUGGGAUCGUAGUAGAAUAAACUACGUAUAAUGCAAUGUAAUAUUAUAAACGAUCAUACACGACGAAAAAUUAGAGAGCUGAGCAUCGAUUUCUAAUUCGUAUGAGUUUAAAUCUCGACUAGGAUGGCUGAGGAUUGAGCGUAUACGAUUGGAAGAGAGAGAGAGAGAGAGAGAGAGCGAGAGGUAGAAAAAAGAAUUAAUGAAUAAUGAAUAAUGAACGAAAAAUUAACACCUAGUUAGCAUUUGUACAGAAACUAUAAACUUAAAUGAACUGUUUUUAUAAACCUACUAAGUCUGCCGCAGCUUAUACAGAUGUUAUAAUGUAAUAUGAGGCUGUGAAAGAUAGCCACAUAAGCAAACACCAUGACUAGUUAAAUGUCUUUGAUCCUUUAGGAUUGUCGCGACGCUCCAUCAUGAAUAACAAGAAAAUCGAAAAUAUUUCGAAUAAUCAUUUGGUCAAUUCUAAUUUUUAGAUAUUAAUAACGAACAUGUCGUAUUCGAGAUUAGAAAUUUCGUUUUAUAUUCAAUUUGCCAUAAGUAUGCUGCAUGACUUUGGAAAAAGAUGAAAAUGAAAAACAUGAUUCCAUGAUUUGUAAAUAUAUUAAUACACAUAAUAAUGACGAUUAAAUAAGAUUCCGUAAACUGUGAACCUCUUCGUAAUACUGUGCGCCAAUUAUUAUACAAUUAAUAGAAACAUAAUUAUAUGAAAAAACCGCUUCAAGCUCAAAACGGUAAACUCAAUGAAUGAUUUCGUAGAAUAUUGAUUUCCUUCAGUUUACUCUUUUUUUCAUUCGAAUUUUGAAAUGCAAUAUUUCGGCGAGUCAAUAGUCAGCGUGCUUUGAUAUGAUUAUCGUAAUUCGAUAUUGUAAUCAAUGCUGCGGACGAUUAGCAAUAGGCUAUAGUAAUUAACUAUAGUAUAUCAUAGACUCGUUUUGUCAUUUCUUUUUUAUGAAUGUUCAUUUUAUGAAUACAUUUUUUCAACAUCUGCAGUACCGGAAUGCAAGGUAUCGAUUGAUUGAGUUAUUUAUUUAUCAAUUCGUUGUUCGAUUCAUUUGCCCGAUAAUACUGUAGUGUAGGCAAUAAAAUGUUAUUAUUAUUGUGUUGAUCGUUAUGAAGAUUAUUGUAACAAUAUUAUUACCAGUCUUGUUAUAAAAACGGCAUUGCCGAAAAAUGCUUUUAUGAAACGCAUUUUCAGACA
This is a messenger RNA of Athalia rosae (coleseed sawfly), 2620 nucleotides long. Its product is annotated as elongation of very long chain fatty acids protein 4-like. The coding region runs from base 217 to 1185 and encodes 322 amino acids. Gene Ontology annotation, molecular function: fatty acid elongase activity. The record is from RefSeq and is a predicted model, not a curated record. Lineage: Eukaryota; Metazoa; Arthropoda; Insecta; Hymenoptera; Athaliidae. Gene Ontology annotation, cellular component: endoplasmic reticulum membrane. The transcript has 7 exons. Gene Ontology annotation, biological process: very long-chain fatty acid biosynthetic process; fatty acid elongation, saturated fatty acid; sphingolipid biosynthetic process.